AACUGGUGCGCAGAUACACCUAUUUGGAACGGCACAGAAAAGUAGAAAGGCAAAAGGAAACCAGAGCAUAAAGACUGAGCCAUGAAUAGUAGUCAGUGCCAGGUAGUCAAGGGUCCGCGGAUCGGUGUGCGACAUUUGCAAUCGCUGCUGCUCUUCCUGGGCCUCACGGUCAUACACAUUGCGCGCUUGAAUGUCAGCGUGGCAAUUGUCGCCAUGACCAAUGCAGCAUCCACGAAUCCCAAUUUUCCGGAAUACAAUUGGACGGAACGCCACAAGUCGUAUAUACUAUCCAGUUUUUAUUGGGGCUACAUUUUGACCCUGUGUCCGGGCAGCUUUCUCUGCCGUCGCUUUGGCCCGAAAGUCGUGUUCUUCGUGGCCACCAUUGGCACGGCCGUGUUUAGCCUGAUAACACCGUGGUGCAUCUCGUGGGGCGACUGGCAGGCCUUCUGUGCCAUACGCAUUUUGCAGGGCCUAUUCCAGGGCGUCAUCUUUCCCUGCGUGAACGAACAUUUGGCCAUGUGGUCGCCGCCGGAGGAGCGCAAUCGGCUCGGCGCCUUCAGCUAUACGGGCACGGAUUGCGGCACCGUCUUGGCCAUGUUCAUCAGUGGCAUGAUAGCCAAUGGCGCAAUGGGCUGGCCAGGCAUCUCGUAUGUGUCGGGCACAUUGUGCGUCGUCUGGUGCAUACUCUGGCUCGUCUUUGCCGCCAAUAAUGCGACUGAGUCGCGUUUCAUUAGCGAGGCCGAAUGCAAGUAUAUCGAAUCGUCGCUGCAGCACAACGAGGACUUCCACGAGCGCAGCAUACCCAUACCAUGGCGUGCCAUUUGCUGCUCGGUGCCAUUCAUGGCACUGCUCGUGGCCCGCUGCUCGGAGACGUACGGCUUGAGUACGCUGCAGGCGGAGAUACCCUCGUAUAUGAACGGUGUCCUCAACAUGGAUAUACAAAGCAAUGCAGUGUUCUCGGCGCUGCCCUUCCUGGCCAUGUGGCUGCUCAGCUAUGUCUAUCUGAUUGUCGCGGACAUUGUGCUGAAGCGCAAAUUGCUGUCGCUCACCGCGGUGCGCAAACUCUUCAAUACGCUCUCCUUUUGGAUACCUGCGGUGACAUUGAUUGUGAUCGGUUUCUUGGGCGAGGAUCAUGCCAACUGGGCCAUUGCGCUGAUGACGCUUAGUGUGGGCGUCAAUAGUGGCGCCACCAUUGGCAGCUCACUGAACACAAUUGAUCUGUCGCCGAAUCAUGCCGGCAUCCUCAUGGGACUCAGCAACACGGUGGCCAAUGUGAUACCCAUACUGACGCCCCUCAUCGCAGGCGUCAUUGUUGUGGACAAGGUAAGAGAAAUUGAAAUUGGCUCUGCUCAGCUUAAUGAUGUUGGUUUCUUGUUGCAGCACGAUCGGGGUCAGUGGCAAAUCGUUUUUGGCAUUGCAGCCGUCAUCUUUUUUUUGGGCAAUUGCGUGUUUCUGGCUUGGGGCACGGCGGAGGCUCAGCCGUGGGAUGCCGAUGACUAUCUGAAGCCGAAAGAUGCGGAAACAUGCCAAGAGAAGCCUGCACCUGUUGCAACUAUAGCGUCAGCCAAAGAGUCCGUGCUGGAGCAGCCUAUGAGCUGGUCCGAACGGUACACGACAAAGGUCACGGAUUAGUUUAUA
Drosophila hydei is the source of this 1638-nucleotide messenger RNA. Its product is annotated as putative inorganic phosphate cotransporter. The record is from RefSeq and is a predicted model, not a curated record. Gene Ontology annotation, molecular function: transmembrane transporter activity. Gene Ontology annotation, cellular component: plasma membrane. Gene Ontology annotation, biological process: monoatomic anion transport; transmembrane transport. The transcript has 2 exons. Lineage: Eukaryota; Metazoa; Arthropoda; Insecta; Diptera; Drosophilidae. Bases 82 to 1632 code for a protein of 516 amino acids.